This is a messenger RNA of Poeciliopsis prolifica (blackstripe livebearer), 3017 nucleotides long. RefSeq names its product solute carrier family 46 member 1 (gene slc46a1). The transcript is spliced from 6 exons. NCBI's taxonomy places the organism in Eukaryota, Metazoa, Chordata, Actinopteri, Cyprinodontiformes, Poeciliidae. Gene Ontology annotation, biological process: transmembrane transport. The record is from RefSeq and is a predicted model, not a curated record. Gene Ontology annotation, cellular component: plasma membrane. The coding region runs from base 198 to 1685 and encodes 495 amino acids. Gene Ontology annotation, molecular function: transmembrane transporter activity.
GUGCUUUUUAAUGAUGUAGUGCCAGUGUUCCUACACUAGAGGGAGCUAACUCCCCACUUUGAAUAAAAUGCAACUUUAGCUCCAGAACACUGAGCUUUAGCUCCUUAUGCUAGCUAUGCGGCCGCAAUGACUUUAUUCUUUUUGCCUCUGUAAAAAGUGUUUUUUAUAGCAUAUAACUUCCACGCAGUGCGUUCGACAUGGACGAGCCGGACACGGCAGCGAUCCUACCCGAAGACCUCCUCAGCGCCUCGUCAACGGACGACCAGCUGUCCGACUCUGAGGACCGCAAAGACGAAGCGGGCUCACCGGCCGCCAGCAGCUCGGCGCCGCCGUCGUGCCGCUGCCCCGUCCCGGUGUCCGUGGAGCCGGUGCUCUUCCUCUCCAUGUUCUCGCUGGCACUUCAGGCCCCUCUGACCACGCAGUACCUGUGGGACCGACUGAGUGAGGACCUCGGCUACAAUGGCUCCAGGAGGUCCGAGUGCAGCAACAGCUCAGUGGACCCCGACCCGCUGCAAAAGGAAGUUCAAACUCUGACGGCUCACUGGAACCUGUACAUCAGCCUCGGGGGGUUUUCUGUCGGGCUCGUGGUUGUCCCUCUCCUGGGCUCUUGGAGCGAUGUGGCAGGUCGCAGAACCGUCCUCGUCCUCCCCAACUUCGGCCUGGCGCUGCAGGCCGUGGUCUACCUCGUGGUGAUGUACCUCAAGCUGCCGGUGGUCUACUUUCUGGUGGGCCGGCUGCUCAGUGGCCUCUCGGGGGAUUUCAACGCCAUUCUGGCCGGCUGCUUUGCCUACGUGGCGGACAUCAGCGACAGGAGGUCCCGGACCUUCAGGGUGGCGAUUCUGGAAGCUUGUCUAGGCAUUUCAGGGAUGUUGGCCAGCAUCAUAGGAGGCCAGUGGCGGCGGGCACAAGGUUACAUCAACCCGUUCUGGCUGGUCCUGGCCACCAACCUGGCCUCAGCUCUCUACGCCUACCUGUUCAUCCGAGAGUCCGUCCGUCCGGACCCGAGCGCCAGGCUCCUCUCUGCUCGCCACUAUAAAGCCGUCUGGCGCCUCUACUCCACAGGAGGCAUCAGCGGCGAAGGCGGCGGAGCGCUGCUUCACAGGGUCAAGCUGUGGCUCUACACGCUCUGCUUCUUCCUAGUGGUGGCCGUUCACUUCGGCACCAGAGAGCUGUACGUGCUGUACGAGCUGAGCUCCCCUCUGUGCUGGGACUCGGCUCUGAUUGGCUACGGCUCGGCCGCUCAGGACCUGGCCUACCUGAGCAGCCUGCUGGGGUUGAAGGUCAUGCAGCGCUGCCUACAGGACUCCUGGGUGGCUCUGGUGGGCCUGGCGUCCAACAUCAUUGGGCUGGUGGUCUUCUCUGUGGCGGAUACCACCCAGCUUAUGUUCACAGGUUACGGCCUGUGUUUCCUCUUCAUGGCUUCCACUCCCGUCCUCAGGUCAAAGCUCUCCAAGUUGGUUGACCCAUCAGAACAAGGGGCCUUGUUCGCCUGCGUUGCCUGUGUGGAGAGCUUGUGUUUCCUUGUGGGCAGCAGCCUCUUUAACUCCAUCUAUCCAGCCACUCUGCAUUUCAUGAAGGGUUUCUCAUUCCUGCUUGCUGCCAUCAUCCUCCUCAUUCCUACUGCAAUAAUUGGAGCUCUACAGUGUUUGGACCAGCAGAGGGCACACAGGGACUCUACAUCCUGAGUCCUAAGAGCCGGUUCUGACGCGAUCCAUUUGUGGAGAUUCAGUACUCAUCUUGUCUGUGGUGCUGUUGGAAACUGGGAUCCUAACAAACAUGAAGGCUGCUAUUCUGCAAAGGGAUUCUCCUCUCCAGAGUGACUAAAACGUCGAGACCAAAAAGUGAAGAAACAACCAUGUGGGCUAACCUCCCUCGAUUUGUGAGUCAGUCGAGCUUCAGACGAGGACACAAAUGUCUCGCAUCAUUUAAUCCAGGCCCAUUAAUAUUUUAUAUGUUGACUCGAAAUGUUUUUGUACAGAUCUCCAUGUGAAUUUAUUAACUACAAUAGUUAACUACGGAAUCACAGUAUUGUUCAAUAAUAGCCACGUUGAAAUCACCUUUGAUUUCUGAUUAUAUAUCAAAAACGGAGGCAGCUUUGUCUGUUCCAGUUAAAUCUGUCUUUUUAGAAAAAGUUCUGGAAAUUGUGCAAAAGAAAAAACAAUUAAUAUGUAAUAUUUAAUUCAAUUUUAUUUUGUCCAUUGUGAGAUAAGUAAAGUAUAUUUUUAACUGAAUUUACAUUAGUUGUAAAUGAAGAAACUCUUUUGAUGUGCUGUAAGCAAAUUAUUUUUUUACUUGAAUCCUUGUUGAGUUUUAACAUGUGACGUUUUGUCACACUAAAAAGCAUUUUGCCAAAAACUGUGAAGAAAAAAGAACAAUGUAUUCAUAUGAUUGUUUUGAAUUUGAAGUUUGACUUUUCUAAGCCAAUGAACAACAGUAAGCUUGAGUAUUAUGUUGGUAAUGUUUUAAUGCUGAUAUUAGUAACCUAUCAAAAUAAGGUGGAAAACUCCAAAACUAAAUUUUGUUUGACGGUGGUUCAGGAGGUAGUAGUCUGUCGUGUAACAUAUGGGUUGCUGGUUCAAACCCCUGUUACUGGUUCGACACUUCACCUGCCUUGCCUGAUAGUUGUGGUCAGAGAACCCUCCGUCAGUCUGCUGGGCCAUAUUGUAGCUUAGUACCAUCAACAUGUGAAUGUGUGAAUACCUGAAUAUAUUACAUGAAGCACUUUGGAUUCUUCUGGACGAGAUCAAGAGCUAUACAAGUACAUUUACUGUUUCUUGUGUUUUCAUGCUAUAACAGUGCUACACCAGAUUUUGAUUUCGGAUAAAAAAUAAACUCUGAUGAAAAUAAAUUUAACUUUGAAUCAUUUAUUUGCUCAGAAAUAAUCUUCACAUUUCUGCUAUUUCUGGGUGAUUUCGUCAAAGUCUACGGUUGGAAGUUUUAGUGUGUUUCAUGAAUUCAACUGGUUGAGUGGAUGGGUUUUUUCUAUCAUACAGAAAAGUAAUUAAAAAUUUUAAAAA